AGGAGGCGGUCUGGUUGCUUCAGUUUUUCUCGGCUGUUUCUGCCUGUGUAUGUUCCAGUAACGAAAGAGAGUGAGAGAUACGGGGUACUUAACAUCAGGGUUAACAACGGAGAAUUUUAGCACGGACAACCACUUACCCCGAUACUGACAGUGCCAAGAUGUCCAGUGAAGUGCAAAGACCUGACGACAGCCCCAGUACAAGUGGGGGGAGCUCUGAUCUAGAUCAGCGGGAAAGUGUUCAACAAGAACAAGAAAGAGAACAAACGCAGCCGAAGAAAAAAGAGACAAAAAUCUCAAGCAAAACAGCUGCAAAGCUUUCAACAAGCGCUAAAAGGAUUCAAAAAGAGCUAGCAGAAAUAACAUUGGACCCUCCUCCUAAUUGCAGUGCUGGUCCUAAGGGAGAUAACAUUUAUGAAUGGAGGUCGACAAUCCUGGGACCCCCUGGGUCAGUGUAUGAGGGAGGUGUCUUCUUCCUGGACAUCACAUUCACACCUGAUUACCCUUUCAAACCACCCAAGGUGACUUUCCGGACAAGAAUCUACCACUGUAAUAUUAACAGCCAGGGAGUGAUCUGCCUGGAUAUCCUAAAAGACAACUGGAGCCCAGCACUGACCAUCUCCAAGGUUCUCUUAUCUAUCUGCUCGCUCCUUACAGACUGUAACCCUGCUGAUCCACUCGUCGGAAGCAUUGCCACGCAGUAUCUCACUAACAGAGCAGAGCAUGACAGAAUAGCCAGGCAGUGGACCAAGAGAUAUGCCACAUAAGAAUCCACUACGAAACAUCCCUUAACUGUAAAAGCACAUUCACCAAGUGCAACCGUAAACCAUCCCUUUCCCUUGUACCUUUUUGUUUACUUUUUUGUGGAAAAAAAAACUGUCCUUUUGUUCCUUGCUGAC
Molecule: messenger RNA, 896 nt
Organism: Polyodon spathula (Mississippi paddlefish)
Lineage: Eukaryota; Metazoa; Chordata; Actinopteri; Acipenseriformes; Polyodontidae
Product: ubiquitin-conjugating enzyme E2 E2
Exons: 6
Coding region: 159-764 (201 amino acids)
Biological process (GO): protein polyubiquitination
Cellular component (GO): nucleus
Molecular function (GO): ubiquitin conjugating enzyme activity
Source: RefSeq, a predicted model, not a curated record